ACAAAUGAACAAAUGCCCGAAAACAAAGACGAUCAUAAGUGAAUCUCAUGGAGAAACAGUGUUGGAGAGAGAGAGAGUGCGUGUAUCUGUGUGUGUGAGAGAGUACCAAAAGAAGAUGGCGUGUGAUAACCUUUGGCUUGGCUUGUCUAUUUGAUUAUUUAAUUACGCACUGUGCUGACAAGGGGAGAUUUGAAACAGCUUUAUUGAUAUCCAUGGUGAAAGUCUCUCUUUUUAUCUUUCUCCCCCAUCUUCCCUCUCCCCUCCUUUCCACCACAAGAGGACCUCUCUCGUAAAAUACUUUCUGUUCCCUCCCUUUCAUUUUCUUCACUGACAGAGGAAUACCUGCACACUUUCUCACGCACGCACGCAUACUCAAAGCAGAACCCCCGAGCCACUCUUCAGACACAUACAUCACCCUCUCUCUCUAGCUAUAUGGACAUGAUAAGGACCUUGGCAGAACAGCAGAAAGAGAGAGAGUGAUCAGAGUAACAGGAAAGGACAGGGCAGAGAAAACACAGAGAUUUUCCAGCCAUAUCAUACCUUAUUAUUUCGCCUUUCUCCCUGCCACCCGAUUCAUCAAAAUCCCCAUGAAACCCAUAUAAGAUCACUCUCUUUCUCAACCCCACCUAUGAGUUAAACUAACAACAACCCAGAGCAAACCUCCUUCUCCUCCCUCCACUAUGACUUCUGAUCUUGAGUUCACCAACUCCUUGUCGUUCUCUGAAUUGGUUUUCACAGAUUCUUGAAGAUUGGAAGCAAGAUUCUGACCUGUGUUAUUGACAACCCUUGCCAGUCUCUAAAGGCUAUCAAACUCCUUGCUUUAGCUUUUUGGCUCAUUAAGCUUCUUUUUAGCCUGUGACUUCUAGCUGGAUUUCCAUGGAGUCCUACGGCUAUUUUGAUAACACGGAUGCCCACUUGCCUCCUGGAUUUCGCUUUCACCCAACUGAUGAAGAACUUAUCACAUACUACCUCCUCAAGAAAGUCUUGGACAGCAACUUCACCGGCAGAGCCAUUGCCGAAGUUGACCUCAACAAGUGCGAGCCAUGGGAGCUACCUGAGAAAGCAAAGAUAGGAGAGAAAGAGUGGUACUUCUUCAGCCUGCGUGACCGCAAGUACCCAACUGGCCUUAGAACUAACAGGGCUACUGAGGCUGGAUACUGGAAGGCUACUGGGAAAGACAGGGAGAUUUACAGCUCCAAGACUGGUUCUCUCGUGGGGAUGAAGAAGACGCUGGUGUUCUACCGAGGAAGAGCUCCUAAAGGAGAGAAGAGUAACUGGGUCAUGCACGAGUACCGACUUGAAGGCAAAUUUGCUUACCAUUACCUCUCUAGGAGUUCCAAGGAUGAGUGGGUCAUAUCCCGGGUGUUUCAGAAGAGCGGAUCCAGCGGUGGAGGAAGUGUUGGAUCGAAGAAGACUCGCCUGAUCUGUUCUACUGCUAGUGUUACCCUGUACCCAGAGCCCAGCUCACCUACCUCGGUCUCCCUCCCGCCGCUGCUUGACUCCUCGCCCUACCCCACCGCCACUGCCGCGCCCUCCGUCAACCUCAACGAUCGUGACGGCUGCUCUUACGACAGCCCAAUUGCAAGGGAGCACGUGUCCUGUUUCUCCACCAUAGCCGCAGCAGCCGCCUCCGCUGCUGCCACCAACUUCAACCCUAGCUUCGACCUCGCUCCACCACUGCCUGCGAUUGCCUCCGUCGACCCCUUCACGCGGUUUCCGACGAACGUUGGAGUCUCGACUUUCCCGAGCCUGAGGUCCUUGCAGGACAACCUUCAGCUGCCAUUCUUCUUCUCGCAGGGCACGGUGCCUAUGCUCCACGGAGGUCCCGCCGAACCUGGCCUCUGCAGCUCGUCUGGGACAUGGCCAAUGCAGGAGGACCUAAAGGUCGAUGGCACCGGUGGUGGCAGAGCGGGAAUGGGUCCCACUGAGCUUGACUGCAUGUGGACCUACUAAGAAGUUUCAUGUUUCUAUAUACCUAGGCCUGAACACAGUGAUAACGAAGCUCUAGUACUAAGUACUGUUGUUAUAAAGUCGGUUUGAUAUUGUGUAGGCCCCUUUUCGAUCGCCAUUAAACUGCUUAUCUUCUUCUAGUUAAUACAAUGAUUCACUUCCUGGUAAAGUGAACUCAUUGCUUUACUGUGCUUUAAUUUUAGUUUAAUUGUAUGUCAUUAAUUGAACUACUUUUUUACUGUGUC
Carya illinoinensis is the source of this 2195-nucleotide messenger RNA. RefSeq names its product protein CUP-SHAPED COTYLEDON 2-like. The transcript is spliced from 3 exons. Gene Ontology annotation, biological process: regulation of DNA-templated transcription. Bases 877 to 1953 code for a protein of 358 amino acids. Lineage: Eukaryota; Viridiplantae; Streptophyta; Magnoliopsida; Fagales; Juglandaceae. The record is from RefSeq and is a predicted model, not a curated record. Gene Ontology annotation, molecular function: DNA binding.